This is a messenger RNA of Westerdykella ornata, 2671 nucleotides long. RefSeq lists its product as uncharacterized. The record is from RefSeq and is a predicted model, not a curated record. NCBI's taxonomy places the organism in Eukaryota, Fungi, Ascomycota, Dothideomycetes, Pleosporales, Sporormiaceae. The transcript has 2 exons. Gene Ontology annotation, molecular function: zinc ion binding; ubiquitin protein ligase activity. Gene Ontology annotation, cellular component: nucleus. Gene Ontology annotation, biological process: ubiquitin-dependent protein catabolic process; protein ubiquitination. Bases 80 to 2422 code for a protein of 780 amino acids.
CUCUCCACAGCCCUCACCAGCUCGCGUACCCUCUUCCGCCCGGAGUCGCUCGCCUGCCGCACCGCGCAGCAAUGUUCCCAUGAGCAAUCUCUUCUCCUCCUUCCUCAUCGACCCGGUGGUCCGCCAGGCACGCCGCUUCUCCACUGCCACUCCUAGCGGCGAUAACGAUGAGGGCAGCGGCCUGUCACAUGCAAUUCAUGACCACGCUCGCUCCUCUUCUCAUCCACCUCCUCCUCCUCCACAAGCACUAGCUUCGGCGGCCGUAGAGCACUCGAGUACUUCCGCCAUUGCAUUUGAGCCUUCUGACGGCCUCCAUGUUGGUCAACGCAGUCAACAGCCGCCACCCGCCGCACCCAUAAACAUACACCCGGAUGCAGCGGCGACCUCCUCGGACGACGAGUCCGCGCUCGUGAACGACUUACAACGAGUCAAUCUCAGCACCCCCAUAUCCUCAUCUUCAACCGCCAUCAGAGAAGGCCAUGCGCUCCCGUCAAGUAUCGACAGUGGCGGGGCCAUGUCCGGUUCACUCCCGGCCGACGACGGCAUGCGCCAUCUGCGCGAGCGCAUUCACCAAAUCCGGGAUCUCAGCAUCGCCGAGGAGGAAAAGGCUCGAAUGAUGCACACCAUCAUGACAGAGCGGUACAACUUGCUUCGCCCGCAGUCUCCUAGUAGCUUCAUCUCCCACGAUCGUCCCUUCACCCCCACCUCUGGCCAGUCUGUCUUCUCGGAUGCUCACAUAUCCUCGCCCAUCUCCGCCCUCUCCGAGCUCGACCCUGAGAAUCCCUUCCAUCUGCGGCCUGGAGAUACCGAGCCAACUUACCGAGAGCCUCCUCCGCGUGAGCACUGGGAGGGUGGAUUCGAAGACGAUGAUCCCGAUUCAGCCGAGGACGGCCCUUCCUUUGGCUGUCAGCAUUACAAACGGAAUGUAAAGGUGCAGUGCUUUGAGUGCCGACGGUGGUACACCUGUCGCCAUUGCCACGAUGCCGUCGAAGUCCACAAGCUGAACCGGAAAAGGACCGAAAAUAUGCUCUGUAUGGCGUGUGGCACACCUCAGAGCGCUUCCGAGCAUUGCAUUCGCUGCGGACUGCAGGCCGCCUGGUACUACUGCGACAUCUGCAAGCUCUGGGAUGACGACAGCAACAAUAGGAUCUACCAUUGCCCUGAUUGUGGCAUCUGCAGGAAGGGAGAGGGACUGGGGAAAGACUACAUCCACUGCAAACGAUGCAAUGUCUGCAUAUCAAUCAGCCACGCCGACAGUCACAGGUGCUUGGAACGAGCCAUCGAUUGCGACUGCCCCAUCUGCGGAGACAACCUGUUUGAUUCGUCCACUGCUGUUGUGUCGCUACCUUGCGGCCACUACCUGCACAAAGGAUGUUACAAUCUGUACAUGGAGACUGCGUACAAGUGCCCCAUGUGCAAGAAGAGCGCCGUGAAUAUGGAACUCCAGUGGCGGAAACUGACACAAGCCAUCGAGGGCCAGCCAAUGCCCGAAGAGUUUGCAAACACAAGGGCGGUGAUUCAAUGCAACGACUGCUCGGCAAAAUCGGCUGUGAAGUAUCACUGGCUUGGCAACAAGUGCGAGACUUGCGACUCUUACAACACAAAUGAACUUCGACUGCUCAGCGGUCCCGAGAGCGAAGAGGCCGCAAAUGCUUUCCUCUCGUCCGACGCAGAUUCAGGGGCCAGGUCUCCCGCAAGUGCCACAUCCCCUUCCUCUGUGGCCCUGCGCUCGCCGCGAUACUACUUCCAACCUGACCAGCCGGAGGAGACAUGGCUGCCGGGUCAGCUACCAUCGUUCAGCUUCCAGAUUCCACAGCUUCCUGGGAUGCCUCACUUUCCAGGAAUGCCUCAAUUCCCUGGCAUCCCGCAGAUGCCCCAUUUUCCCGGGAUGCCUCAAUUACCUCAACUGCCGCCGCUCCCGCAGAUGCCGCAAAUCUCAUAUCCGUAUGAGCUCAUGGAGAGAUUCAGUCGAUCCUUGGCUCAGUAUCUCAACCCCACGGACGACGCACCAGAGGAUCAUGCGGCCAAGCUCGACCCUGCUGAGGAACCUCCGGAGUGGCGGACCGCCGAUGGUCCUACCGUACGAUUACCGUUGCUAUCGCAAUACGUCUUGGAGCGCUUCAAUAGAUCCUUGACUCCCUUCCGGAACUAUCUCAACACUUCGCUGGAUAAUAUUCCGCGAUUGGACUUAUCUGAGGGCAGGGAUCCCGAGGGGUUGCAGUCCUGGGGAGAAGACGGCCAGCGAUUGAAUGAAUUCCUCUCAAGGGGAGAGGACAGAGAUGACGAUGACGACGAUAGCUCUAGCGGGGAGAGCGUCGAGGAGGAGGAAGAAGAGGAAGAGGAGGAGGAAGAAGAAGAGGAGGAAGGCGCAGAUGCUACGAAAGAGGACAAACUAGACUUCAGCUUGCCUUGGAAGCCAUAAGGCGGUCACUGUUGGUGGGCCUACGAUUCAUGAGGAGCGAAUAAGUCGGCUUACGAUUUCCUAAUUGCAUAUAAGGGCGCAAUAGGCUUUUUGGGGUUAUUGAUACCACUGGAUUACCAUGCGUACAUGUCGCCCUAUGAAUAUACUGCCGCUGAUGAUGCUGCGGCUUCCACAUCAUAGCAUUUCCUGUCCUAUAACUGACUUCAUGUUUCUCUGCUACGAAGCCAUUUAUAUCUAGAUUUUAUAAUC